AUGGCACCAUUUAAGGCUUUGUAUGGGAGGAAAUGUCGUAGUCCAAUUUGUUGGAACGACAUUAGUGAAACUAUGAUCCUAGGGCCUCAAAUGAUUGAAGAUACAUUUAAGCAAGUAAGGGAAAUUCAAGCAGCUCAACAUCGCCUAAAGAGGUAUGCAGACUUAAAGCAAAGGGAAGAAGAGUUCAAAAUUGGUGAUAAAGUGUUGUUAAAGGUGUCACCAAUGAAAGGAGUGAUGAGAUUUGGAAAGAAAGGAAAGCUCAAUCCAAAAUACAUUGGUCCAUAUGAAAUACUACAAAGAAUAGGCAAAGUAGCUUAUAGAAAGUACAUUCCUGAUAAAUCCCAUGUGCUACAACCCGAAACCAUUGAUUUAGAUCAAAGCUUAACUUAUGAGGAGAGACCUGUCAAGAUUCCUGACAGUAAAGCGCGCAGUACAAGCAAUAAGAACGUUAACAUUGUGAAAGUACUUUGGUCUAACCAAGAAUAUGAGGAAGCCACUUGGGAGGCAGAAGAUGAAAUGAAAAAGAAAUACCCGGAGUUGUUUCAGGUAUUUGGAGAAUCGCCUUUGCAAAGGAUCAAGUUGGGACCUUAA
Chenopodium quinoa (quinoa) is the source of this 591-nucleotide messenger RNA. RefSeq lists its product as uncharacterized. The coding region runs from base 1 to 591 and encodes 196 amino acids. The record is from RefSeq and is a predicted model, not a curated record. NCBI's taxonomy places the organism in Eukaryota, Viridiplantae, Streptophyta, Magnoliopsida, Caryophyllales, Amaranthaceae. The transcript is spliced from 3 exons.